CCAGCGCCGACUUCCCCCAUCCACCGCUCCAGCCCCUCCGAACGCCCGGCGCCGAUUGCCCCCAUCCUCCGACGCUGCUCCCGGCCUCUGCCGACUGUGCCCAUCCUCCAUUCCUCCGCUGCCGCUCCCGGCCCCCGGCGCACCUGGCCGACGCCCGCCUCACUCCGACCGGUCGCCUCCGCCCCCACCAGCCGUUGCCGCCAUCUCCGUCGCCCAUGUCGGACGCCACCGAGGGAGCCAGUGCGACGUCGGGGAUGAACGAGCAGUAGCAGAAGAAGGAGGCCCGCGACGACGGCUACGACGAGAAGCGGUGCAAGAGGACCGUCGACCACUCGGCCCGUCGCGCCGCCCUCGACCCGGGCGACAUCUCCUUCCCGAUCAAAUCUGCCAAAGCGUACCUCCGCAUGAACCAGUACAAGCAGUGCGCGAGGCGCUGUGACGAGGCGGUGGAGAGGGGGCAGGGAGCUCCGGGCAGAGAGAAGGCUGGUCGUUAGGGCGCUCUUCUGGAAGGGGUCAGCGCUGCUUAAGCUCGGCGGCCACGCUUCGGAUUACAAGCCGGCGAUCAAGGUGCUGCAGUAGUCGUUGGAUGAGCAGUACACCAAGGCUGUGAAUGUUAAGCCAGAGAGCUCCAGGAGGAAGAAGGUGGAGGAGCUGGACAAGGAAGCUGCCAAGACCACUGAGACAAAGCCCAUCUGACCAAAAAUUAUACGAAGGAAGAAAGAGAGAGGAGAGGAGAGGAGAGAGACUGAGAGAGAUGGCCGGAGGUGUCAUCGUUGCCAGCGACGGCCCUGCCGCCACGGACCACGGCGGACGGCUGACGUUCUCGGUGAUCAUCACCUCCCUCGUGGCGGCCUCCGGCGGCCUCAUCUUCGGCUACGACGUCGGCAUCUCAGGCGGCGUCUCGUCGAUGGAGCCAUUCCUGCGGCGGUUCUUCCCGGGCGUGCUCAGGAGGAUGGCGGAGGCGAGGCCCGGGAACGAGUACUGCGUCUACGACAGCCAGGCGCUGACGGCGUUCACGUCGUCGCUGUACGUCGCCGGGCUGGUGGCGUCGCUCGUGGCCAGCCGCGUCACCAGGGCGGUGGGGCGGCAGGCCGUCAUGGUCAUGGGCGGCGCGCUCUUCUUCGCCGGCGGCGCCGUGACCGGCGCCGCCGUGAACAUCGCCAUGCUCAUCGUCGGCCGCAUGCUGCUCGGCUUUGGCGUCGGCUUCACCAACCAGGCCGCUCCGCUGUUCCUCGCCGAGAUGGCCCCGCCGCGGUGGCGCGGCUCGCUCACCGCAGGGUUCCAGUUCUUCCUCGCCGUCGGCGUCGUCAUCGCCACCGUCACCAACUACUUCGCGUCGCGCGUCCCCUGGGGCUGGCGCCUCUCCCUCGGCCUCGCGGGCGCCCCGGCCGUCGUCAUCUUCCUGGGCGCGCUCUGCCUCACGGACACGCCCAGCAGCCUCGUCAUGCGCGGCGACACGGCCCGCGCCCGCGCCGCGCUCCUCCGGGUGCGCGGGCGGGCCGCCGACGUCGAGGCCGAGCUCAAGGGCAUCGUUCGUUCCGUGGAGAUCGCGCGGCAGGGCGAGGACGGGGCGUUCCGACGGAUGGCGGUGAGGCGGGAGUACCGCCCUUACCUGGUGUUCGCCGUGGCCAUCCCCAUGUUCUUCCAGCUCACCGGCGUCAUCGUGAUCUCCUUCUUCUCCCCGCUGGUGUUCCGCACCAUCGGGUUCGGCAGCAACGCCGCGCUGAUGGGCAACGUCAUCCUCGGCGCCGUCAACCUGGGCUGCCUCAUGCUCUCCACCCUCGUCAUCGACCGGUUCGGCCGCAAGGUGCUCUUCAUGAUCGGCGGCGUCGUCAUGAUCAUCGCCCAGGUUGGGGUGGCAUGGAUCAUGGGGGCGCAAGUGGGGAAGAACGGGUCGGCGGCGAUGGCGAGGCCGUACGCGGUGGCGGUGGUGGUGUUCACGUGCCUGCACACGGCCGGGUUCGGGUGGUCGUGGGGGCCGCUGGGGUGGGUGGUGCCGGGGGAGAUAUUCCCGGUGGACAUCCGGUCGGCGGGGCAGGCGAUGAACGUGUCCAUCGGCCUCGGCCUCACCUUCGUCCAGACGCAGUCGUUCCUCGCCAUGCUCUGCCGCUUCAGGUUCGCCACCUUCGCCUACUACGCCGCGUGGGUCGCCGUCAUGACCGUCUUCGUCGCCGUCUUCCUGCCGGAGACCAAGGGCGUGCCGCUCGAGUCCAUGCCCACCGUCUGGGCGCGCCACUGGUACUGGAAGCGGUUCGCGCCGGAGCAAGCGAAGAGCCCCGACGCACCGACGACGACGACGACGACUACUGCUGGCUAAGCUGACUUCCGGAGAUCCAUGUGUUCACAAAUGUGUAAACGCUUGCGAUGGUCUGUCAAUUGUUGUACAUCUCCUGAAAAUAAACUAAGAUGAAUAAACCCUAAAAUUAACUUCAAAUUUAAGGUGAAAAAUUCAAAUUUUGAUUUAUAACUUAUAAGUAUAAACAAAAACGAAAAAAAAAGAGUGUACUUAUCAACUCGUUUCAAUCAAAAUACAUGGAUUUCAAUAGCAAUCAGAAUUCAGGCGGGUUUUUUAGAGCAUUUGUGAGUGAGUUCGAAUAUUGGCGGCUCCGAUCCUGGAUGACUCGUCUUUUCAAAUCUGAAGCCGAAGAUCACCAUUUGUACAGUACGCGAGAGGGAAGGCGACGGACCGGCGCAAGGGAUGGGGGAGUUGAGGCCGAUUGCAAUUUGUGUGGGCCGUAGUGUGUUAUUGGGCCGAAAAUUUCGUACGCGGGCCGUAGCCC
Messenger RNA from Oryza brachyantha (malo sina), 2780 nucleotides. RefSeq names its product sugar transport protein MST1. Gene Ontology annotation, biological process: monosaccharide transmembrane transport. Gene Ontology annotation, cellular component: membrane. The coding region runs from base 611 to 2317 and encodes 568 amino acids. NCBI's taxonomy places the organism in Eukaryota, Viridiplantae, Streptophyta, Magnoliopsida, Poales, Poaceae. Gene Ontology annotation, molecular function: monosaccharide transmembrane transporter activity. The record is from RefSeq and is a predicted model, not a curated record. The transcript is spliced from 6 exons.